This is a messenger RNA of Porites lobata, 5502 nucleotides long. Lineage: Eukaryota; Metazoa; Cnidaria; Anthozoa; Scleractinia; Poritidae. The record is from the annotation of a GenBank genome assembly.
AUGGAGUCGACGAAACGAAAGAAGAGAGGUCGAUACAACUCGCAUCGAAGAAACCCUGCUAUACCUAAGCCGAAAGCCACUGUUUCCCGACAUAACAGGCGAAAAGCAAACUUCUCAUCGGAUGAAGAUGAACAAAGAAAAAAAACGUGUUUCAAGCGAACUGUUGAUGUUGUUUUCGAAAAUAGUCAAGCAUCAUCGGACGAAUCGGAUUUAAACAUUACAAAUAUGUACUUGGCUUCAUGUUCUAGUUAUCAAGAUCUAGACCACGAAUUGUCAGACGUUUUGUCGGAAUCAACGCAUGAUGACGACAGUGUAGAAAAACUGGAUGCGAUUUGGAGUGAUAUCUCAGAAGACGAUCGAAGCUCCACAUCUUCAGAUGACGACCAAUUCUGUGCACGUGGAGACAGUUAUAAUCACAUCAGGAGUAAAUCGACUGAUGAAGAAGACCCUGUAUAUGUAUACCCUGGGUCGCCUCUUUUGUUGUCGGAAAGCAUUCUUUUGAUUCUUACUUUGGCUGUAGCUCACAAUCUGAAUGGAAGUUGUCUUUCAGACGUAAUUUCUUUGAUCAAUUUGCACUGCAUUCCUGGUCCACUCAACAAGUGUGUCAACUCACUCAGUGAGCUCAAGAGGUACUUUGCUGACUUCGAGCUUCCCAUAACAAAACACUUUUACUGCAGUUUUUGCUCUGAGUAUCUUGGUGUUUUAAGUGAUACUCCUGAUGUGUGCUCCAUUUGCAACAAUGAUGUGAGAGAUCCAAAGAAGAAGUCAUAUUUUGUCAUCCUUUCUGUCGAAAGUCAGCUAAACGAGCUUAUGCAAAGUAAGUAAGAAAAUAUAAUUUUAUAUGUUGCAGUUUAAAAUGAUCUUAUGUUAAAAUGAUUUCAAACUAGUUUGAUUUGUACUUUUCUUUGUCUUAGGAUUAUGGUAAUCAAUCUGGAACAAAAGAAAAUCAAAACUAACCAAGUUUGAAAUCAUUUUGACCUAAGAUUCAUUUCAAACUACAACAUAUACAACAGUGAUUGAUGUUAAAAUGGAAUAAAUAUAAAUACUGGCUUAACUACAGCAUCAUAUAUUUAGCCACUUUCGAUGCUUCCUGGGAUAAUAGCUAGAUAUAUAUAUCGCUUAAAAUAUGCAGUCACCCCUAUUGAAGUAUAAUAUUUCCAAAUAUUUGGUCCUAUAAUGGGCCAGUAAGAUCCAUGUGACAAAAAAGUUUCAAAGUCUCUGAAAGUUAAGCCUAAAAUGAUGAUUUAGUUUUUAAAUGUAUAUGUAAAAAAAAAAUAUUAUUGGAGUCGGUUUUCACAUGAUAGCAAAAUUAUCAAGGUCUCGAUUUGUGUUACCCACCUUGGCUGUGGAAAUUCUUACUAUCUUACUCACCAUAUGUAUUUGAAUAAGUGCCCUGUGCGCUUCUUUAAUGUUAGGUCCUUUAAGGUCGAUGUUUAUUCAAGGUGGGCACUUAUUCUGAUAAAUGCAGAAACCUCAUCCUGUGGCAAUUGAGCUACAUCAAAUUAAUAGCUAUAAUCUGCUGGUGGUGUCGACUGACACUCAAAUCACAGUAUUUUGUGAUAAAAGAGUGCAGUGAUGUUUUAUCAUUCAACCAGUAAGCUUGAUUUUCUUUUGUUGUAUUUUUUUUUGUCAUCUGAUAUUAGGAAGAGAAUUUCAGGAAGAUAUAAAGUACCGCUUUCUGCGAGAGAAGACAUCCCCUCACAACAUUGAGGAUGUAUAUGAUGGCCAUCUCUACAAGAAGCUGUUUGAAAAUAAUGGCCCACUUUCUCAGCCAGAGAACUUAUCCUUAAAGUUCAAUACAGAUGGUGUUUCUAUCUUCAAAUCAUCAGGUUCAAGUAUUUGGCCAGUGUACUUUGAGAUCAAUGAGUUGCCACCAAGUAAAAGGUAAAAAUUAGAGUAAAUUAUUAUUGGUGAAUUGUAAGUGCAUCUUAUUAAACUUUUGGAAUUAUCAUUGUAUUCUCUAUUCACAAUACUAUUUCCGAAAACAUUGCAAAAAAUUAGUUGCCUUGUUGAUGACUGGAAUGACACAUACUGUACAUAUACUUAGUUGAACUGAAUUACAUUGGUUAUUUAACAACAUUUUUCACUACUAUUUUCUGUGAUUGUGCCAAACCAUUAUUUUCAUCAAAGGAUAUUAUUAUAGAGUUCCGUAUCAGACCCUUUUUAUUUAAAAACUAACUUUCAUUACUCUUACCCUAUUGUUCCUUUUUCUAGGCUGGAAAAAAAAGCUCUGACUCUGAUAAAUGUAAAUUCGUAAGUGCAUUUUAAUGUUUUCAUGUUUUAAUUAAUAGGAAACGAUUGGAGAACAUGCUUUUGGGUGGCCUCUGGUUCAGUGACAAAAACCUGUGAUGUCUACCUUUUGAAACCUUUCAGAACUUCAUUAGAAGACCUUGAAACAAAAGGUACCUGGAUACAUGGUGUCUCUGAGACAGCUUUAUGUUCAUGUCUAUGUUGUGGCUAACUAAAUUUUUUUAUGGUUUAAAGUUUGUUUGGCAAGGUUGAUUUUUAUUUUCCCUGUUUUAAAAUGUAGUUAUAAAUAUAAGACAAAGGAAAGUAUAGUUUUAAAACUAAAAACAAGUUUCAGCCACAACAUAUAUACACUGUACAUGUACUUAUAUUUAGAGUGUAUAUAAAAUUUUGUAUAAAGUUUUCAAGCAAACUGUACUAGGAAUAAAUGUACGUGAUUUCUCCUGGCCAACUUGUAUGGUAGUGUAUUAUACUGACUAGAUGCAUAAUUAAGUUUGACAUUAGGAGAAUGUAUCCUAAUCUUGUGCAUCCUGUGCUGCCAAGCGGUGAUCAUUUUCAUUGUUUGCAUGAUUUGUGUACGUUUUUGGUGCCAAGUUGGUGACUACAGAAAACAGUGGUUUAGAAUUUACGGUGACUCUUAACAAUUGUAUUCCCACAAAAUAUCCUAUCAAAUCCACUUUUGAUUACUACUAGAGUUUUUAUAUUAUUGGAAACAUUGAGCCCUGGCCAGUUGAGCUGAGUUCAUUGUCCUGUGUAUGUAAUAUGUGUAGUAGAUGUGGACCCACUGUCCCAACAACAUGAUUAUACAUUAUUUUGUUAUUGUACAAAUAAUUUAAAAUAUACUUUGUUUAUAUACACUUUUAGGACUUGUUAUGGAGAUUCCAGAUAAGGGAAAUUUUACCAGUCAUGUGUUCCUUCUUGGCUCAGUUCUUGAUCUUCCUGCAAGGUGUUCCUUUUUAGAGAUGGUUCAGUACAAUGGCUUUUGCAGCUGCUGUUACUGCAUGGUUUUGGGAAUGUCUUGCAAAUCAAGUGUGAAAGAAGGACACAGGGGAAGAGUUACAGUUUUUCCUUUCAAUUUUGAAUCAAACAAUGGACUUGCUAAAGAACGCACAAAAGAAAGUAUGGUUGCAGAUGGCUUGCAGUUUCUGCAGGGUACAUCAGGAGGAAAACCUGUAAGUUAGUGUACUGUCAUUAAAUGUCAUGAAAUGAUUUAGUCUACUUCAUAUAUACCUUUAUCCUGGGUGUUAGUGUUUGUUUUUUUUGUUUUUUUUUUCGCACAUUGAAGACCCUACAUUCACAGAGUGUCGAAGUUGUAUUAUACUAUUGUCAUUUUCUAAUGGGGUUUCUGAAUCAUCACAAGAAUUUUCAAUACCUCAAGGAGCCUUAUAAGCAUUAAUUUUUGUAAUUUCACUUAGAUUUAGAAACCUACAUAGAAAACUAUGACUAAUACAUAUGAAACAUUUAACACAAAAAUAAAAUACGAAAUGUACUGUUCUAGUCGACCUUACACUACAGUGUACAGUAGACCUUAGUUUAAUUGACAUCUACAUGUACAUCUAUAAAGUGCACUUUCAUAAUUAUUUGUUUUCUUACAUUUUCUUAGGUAAAUGGGAUGAAAGGUGUUUGCCAGUUUGCAAGCCUUAAACACUAUGAUAUCAGUAAAGGUGUUUGCCUGGAUUACAUGCAUGGGGUCCUGCUGGGAGUUACACGACAAUUGAUGGCCCUGUGGUUUGAUUCAAAACACAAGGACCAACCUUGGUACUGUGGUGAUCGUGUCAGUAUUAUUGAUGAGCGUCUUUGUAGUAUCCAUCCACCCAUGAAUAUCACAAGAACACCCAGACCUAUUGAAACUCAUCGCAAGUAUUUUAAAGGUAUAAUAUCCAUUAAGUCUACAUAUGUGAUAGAUGAGCAUACAGUCGUGUACUGUUUAAAGUAGGCAUGUUUUCUUGUAAUACAUAUACCCUAUGGUUCUUUUUUUUUUUUUCACAGCAACCGAAUACCGAAAUUGGCUGUUUUACUACAGCGUUCCUUGCCUGGUUGGUGUUCUUCCCGAUGUUUAUCUUCACCACUUCAUGCUUCUUGCAUUUAGUGUGUGGCUGGUGAAUCAGCAGACUAUUUCACCAGAAGAAGUCAAUCAGAGUGGAAACCUUCUGGCAAAAUUUGUGAUGCUGAUGGAUGCCCUCUAUUGUGAGUAUUUAACUGCUUCAUUUGGGCCUCCAUGCAUUAACUUUUGUUGAGAUCAAUGUAUUUGUCAAUUAAUAGUUAAUUAUUUUGACACCAUGGUGGCUUUUACAGCUAGUGAAAUGGGGUGUUUGCAUUUUUUUUUUCAGCUGAGCGUCAUAUGACCAUCAAUAUCCAUAAUUUGCUUCACAUACAUGCAUCAGUUCACAAUCUUGGACCACUGUGGGCAAAUUCAACUUUUGACUUUGAGGAUGCAAAUGGGGAGUUAACUGCGCUUUUCCAUGGCACCCAGAACAUAGAUAUGCAGGUGAUCAAAAUAGCAAGAAUCAAUAAUACUGUGCUCAUAAAAUAUAUAUUUGAAAGGUAUCUAAAAGCAAGUCUAAUAAUUAAUUUACUCAUUGAUCAAUAAGAUGUAUGGAAGGAUUCUUUUGAUCUUUUGUAGAUAGCAUCCUCAGUCUCUGCAGUCAAAAUUGCUCCAGACCUUGCGCGGAAAUUGGACAAAGACUCUCCUAGUUACAGUUUGUACAGAAGGAUGAAAUUUGGAAAAGAACAGAAGUAUGUAUGGCAGUAGUAUGUUUCAAAUACUAUAUUGAUUUAGCUUUAAAAUCAAUAACAGUGACGUGUUCAUAGUCCAUAAGACUCAAAAGUAACAUGAUUCUAACCCUGUUAAUACCUUAGUUUAGUUCGUUCUUAUUGGUCGAUAUACAUUAAGCCAUUGGUAAAAAAAAUUGAUAUGUUUUUUUUAUGCAUUUAAGGUCAACAAAGCUUGAGGAUGGAGUGCAUUUACUUGGUGCUUUUACUGACUUUGAGGUCCCAGAAACUAUAGAGCAGCAUAUCAAGGAUUUCACUGGAGAUUUGGCUCUGGGAAGAUGCCAGAGUUUUAAGAGGGCAAUCAUUCGUGGUGAAGUAUUUCACUCUAAAUCAUAUGGCCGUGUUUCCAGAAGAAACAGUUACACUGUAACCUAUGAAGACAGUCAGAAGAGGAGGGAAUGUGGUCAAAUACAGUAUUUUGUGAAACAUACACCCAUUUGCCAACGUGCUUGUAUUGCCUUAUGCCAGUGCAACAAAGAUCAA